Rhipicephalus sanguineus (brown dog tick) is the source of this 846-nucleotide messenger RNA. RefSeq lists its product as uncharacterized. The transcript has a single exon. NCBI's taxonomy places the organism in Eukaryota, Metazoa, Arthropoda, Arachnida, Ixodida, Ixodidae. The annotation marks the transcript as partial. The record is from RefSeq and is a predicted model, not a curated record.
UUUUUCAUUCUCUCAGGUCCUCCUACUCAAAGCUUGCGUGCCAGCACAUUGGCACUAAUAGCUGGUUUUCUAGUGAGAGCUGUCCAGGAUAACAUCUGCUGUGAAGGCUGCCUUAUGAAAAUACAGGCACCAAAAUCAAACUCUACAACAACUGCUCUAAUUGCAGGAGUUGACAGGGGAGGACUCUCAUACCGCUCAUUGCCAUUUGUUGGAUUUGUAAGCAUCCUCGAGGGUGCAGCCUCUAAAGCAGCUGCGAUCCUUAUGAAAAGGCAAAAACCCUUGCAGAAGUUUUCAAGCAUAGUGCUCCCUUCACUUCUAAAAAACUCCUUGUUUGCAUGCACUAUGAAUGAUAGUGUGUCGCACAGAGCAGCUCUCUUGAAUUUAAUUUUGCGAAAAUUCAUGAGGCCUUUCUUGGCAAUCUAUGCCAAUAAUUUAACCGAGGCACAUUCAAAGAGAAAGCUUCUCAACAAGAAGCCUUUGUCGCGAAAAGUUUUGAAAGUUUAAAGUUCUUCUUUCUUGUAACAGCCACAUAGAAUUGCUGUAUGCUCAUGCACAUCCUCACUGCUGACCUUCUUCUGAAUAUAGAUAGGAGUGCGAGUUUGUUUUUGCAGUGUCAUUUUAGCCUUAUGAAACACACUCUUUUAAUCGUCUGAACAAGACAUCAAGAAUGUGUAGUCCACACUUUCUAGUCUGACUUGGGUAUCAUUCUUUAUAUUGGGUUCCUCUUUUUUCUCGUUCUCUGGCUUGCCACGUGAUCCUAACUUUUUCGGUUUUCUUUAACCCCCAAGUUUCUGCACUAUAUAUUUGUACUGGUACAAUGCAGUGGCUCUACACUUUGUUUUGGGG